AUGUCGUGGUUCACCUCCUUCUUCAAGGACCGUGACUUGGAUCUCAUCCAACGAGGCUCCUACAAGUCUACUCCGGGCGGCACCGCGCUCUUUGUCGGCAUCCGCGCACUAGACCCCCUCCUCCAAUAUGGCAUUCUCGCCCACGGCGUAGGCUCCAAUCUCCUCGAUGCCGUCGGUCUCGGCGCCCGCCCGCUACCCCUCGCGCCGUUGCGCACCGGCGUCCACCUCAUCGACGCGCUUAACCUGAGCGCGCCACGGCUGGCCCUGCUCUCUAUGGCUGCCGGCUCCGCCAUCAAGCAGAUCCAUUGGCUGACACGCCUCUCGCGCGAGGAGUUCCCCGUGCGAGCAGCCCUCACAGUCGGCAUCUUCAACACCGUCGUUAACAGCAUCAACACGCUCGCCUUCUGCUCUGCCGUGCUGACUACCGCUGCCCCACCCCACGACAUCAGUGAAAGUAGCCUUGCCCCCUCAGCUAUCGCCGGUGUCGUUCUCUAUGUCGUCGGCAUUGCCAUCGAGUGGAUCUCUGAAGUGCAGCGCGCCCGCUUCAAAGCCGAUCCCGCCAAUGCGGGCAAGCCGUACACGGGCGGCCUGUGGAGCCUGGCCCGCCACAUCAACUACGGUGGCUACUCCCUCUGGCGCGCCGGCUUCGCCAUGACUGGCGGUGGCUGGGCCAUGGGUGCCUUUUUUGGCAUCUUUUAUCUCUGGGAUUUCGCCACGAGGGCAAUCCCGGUCAUGGAUCAGUACUGUUCGGGAAGGUACGGCGAGGAUUGGUUGAAAUUCAAGUCCCGGACGCGGUAUCAACUGUUGCCGUAUAUCUACUAA
Lasiodiplodia theobromae is the source of this 822-nucleotide messenger RNA. RefSeq names its product Membrane protein. The record is from RefSeq and is a predicted model, not a curated record. The coding region runs from base 1 to 822 and encodes 273 amino acids. The transcript has 2 exons. Gene Ontology annotation, cellular component: membrane. NCBI's taxonomy places the organism in Eukaryota, Fungi, Ascomycota, Dothideomycetes, Botryosphaeriales, Botryosphaeriaceae.